Molecule: messenger RNA, 845 nt
Organism: Linum trigynum
Lineage: Eukaryota; Viridiplantae; Streptophyta; Magnoliopsida; Malpighiales; Linaceae
Source: the annotation of a GenBank genome assembly
UUCUCGGCGGCAUAUCUAUCUAGUUCUUGGUGGUAUUAUAUUGGUUUGUGGGUUUGCCAGCUUCCUGGUCCUGCAAGGCUUUCGUGUGGUUCUUGGAUUCUUGCUUGUGCUAGCUGGGGUUUUCUUGGUCUCUAGUCAGUUUUGUUGUCUUCCUUGGUUGUUUAUUGUCUGCGGUCCAACUGGGUUUCCUUUUGCUUCCUUGUGUGCGAGGGUAAGGCUUGGCGGAGAACUCCAAAAUGGAUACCUUUACUGUUCGGUUCGAUGGUAAAAAUUUCGCCUUGUGGGAAUUCCAAUUCCGACUAUUCGUUCAAGGGCGUCGACUGUCUGCAAUUCUUGAUGGGACUGCUGCUGAGCCUGGUGAGACUGCUACUGCAAAGGUGAAGGAAGAUUGGGCAGUUAAUAAUGCCCAAGUUAUGGGAUGGAUCCUGGGAUCGGUUGAUCCCUCAAUUGCUCUUAGUUUACGCAGCUUCACCACUGCUCACGCCAUGUGGAGUCAUCUGACGGCUUUUCAUUCUCAAUCCAGUGCUUCUCGAAAGUUUGAUGUGGAGCUGGAUAUUGCUCGGUUACAUCAGGGGGACAUGGAUAUUCUCUCCUACUAUCAAGAGGCUGUUACUUUGUGGACCGAACAUGAUAUGUUAACUAUGUCAUUGAUUUCUGCUGCUGCAUCUGCAGAGGUUCAACAGGAACGUACAAGCUCUCGUCUUAUGCAUUUUUUGAUGAAAUUACGUCCUGAAUUUGAGAGUAUUCGUUCAUCUUUGCUUCACCGCAAUGUGACCUAGCUAGAAGAUGUAUUGAGUGAGUUGAUCAGGGAGGAAACACGUCUCCGCAGUCAGGCUAAACUUGAC